AUACAUGCAAAUAUCACUUGUGCAUGCGAAUGAACUGUCUUUGCUUUCUGUUAAACAGAAAAGAGUAAUCAAAGGAGUUGAAAUUCUAGAGAGAUAAGAAAUCCCAGGGUUUUUUUAGAGAGAAAGAUGGGAGGGUGUUUUUCAGAUGUGAGAGGAGGGAAACAGGCUGUAGGAGUGGGCCUGACGGGGCCCAGUCUGCCUCCCAUGCCUACCAGCGACGCUGCCCUCAACGAUGCUGUUGACGACUUCUUUCGAGCUCGAGGCAUUCAACCACUAUUCACGCAGCUCGAGCUAUCUUUAUCUGGUUCCAAUUUACGUGAUCGUGACAUCAUCUCUAAGAGUGAUCCUAUGGUGGUAGCAUAUACUAAGAAAAGAGAUGGAACACUUGAGGAACUGGGCGCCAGAGUAAUAAUGAACAGCUUGGAUCCAGCUUGGAUUGAAAAAAUUACUGUUGCCUAUCAUUUUGAGAUUGUCCAGCCAUUGAUAUUUCAUGUGUAUGAUGUUGAUACAAAAUAUUACAAUUACCCCUUGCAGACGCUGAAGUUGAAUGAUCAAGAAUUCCUUGGAGAAGGCAGUUGUGUUCUGUCAGAGAUAGUGACUAAACAAGGCCAGAGCUUAACCCUAGAUCUUCAUAACAGAAAUGAACAGGGGUUUGAAAACCUAGGGAAACUCACUGUCCAUGCAGAGGAAACAGUUGCUUCAAAUGCUAUUGAGGUUAUAUUCCAUUGUUCACACUUGGAAAACAAGGACUUGUUCUCUAAAAGUGACCCUUUUUUAAGAAUAUCUAGGAUUGUUGAAAAUGGAGGUUCUGUUCCAAUUUGCAAGACAGAAGUGGUUGAUAACAACUUGAAUCCAAUCUGGAGGCCUCUAUGUCUAACAAUGCAGCAAUUUGUUAGCAAGGAUAACCCAUUAGUUAUCGAGUGCUUUGAUUUCAAUACUAGUGGGAAUCAUGUACUGAUCGGUAAACUUCAGAAAUCAGUGGCAGACCUGGAAAAACUUCAUAAACAAAAAACUGGUGCCAGUUUCAUCUUACCCUCUUCUGCUCAGCAUGGUCAUGAGAAGGUUUUGAAGGGCCAGCUAUUUGUUGAUCAAUUUUGUGAGAAGCAGCUAUACAGUUUUAUUGAUUAUGUUUCUAGUGGAUUUGAAUUUAAUUUUAUGGUUGCUGUUGAUUUUACUGCUUCAAAUGGAAAUCCUCGAAAUCCAGAUUCUUUGCACUACAUUGAUCCUUCUGGCCGGUUCAAUGCUUACCAACAGGCUAUAAUGGAGGUCGGAGAGGUCAUACAAUUUUAUGAUUCUGAUAGGCGCUUUCCUGCAUGGGGAUUUGGGGGAAGGACAAUUGAUGGUACCGUAUCACAUUGUUUUAACUUGAAUGGAAGUGCAAGCGGCGUUGAGGUUGAAGGGGUCCAAGGGAUCAUGGCUGCCUAUGCAAGUGCACUGAACCAUGUUGCUCUAGCAGGACCGACUUUAUUUGGACAAGUGAUCAAUAAUGCAGCUGCAAUUGCUCGCCAGUCCCUCUCCUAUAACAGCCGCAAAUAUUUUGUUUUGCUUAUCAUAACGGAUGGAGUAGUUACAGAUCUCCAAGAAACAAAAGAUGCUUUGGUCAGGGCAUCUGAUUUGCCCUUAUCAAUUCUGAUAGUUGGAGUGGGAGGAGCAGAUUUUAAACAGAUGGAGAUCCUUGAUGCUGAUAACAGUUGUCGGUUAGAGAGUUCUACAGGACGUGUAGCAACUCGAGAUAUUGUACAGUUUGUUCCCAUGAGGGAAGUGCGUGGUGGGCAAACUUCCGUAGUCCAAGCUCUAUUAGAAGAGUUACCUGGGCAGUUCCUAACUUACAUGAGAAGCAGAGAUAUUAAACCCGGUGCAGUCAACAUAGCUCAAACAUCUGCUUCCCAUGCCACCAUCUAGUAAGGGUUGUCUCCCAUUCAUCACUCCAGAGUUCCAAGGCAUUGUAAAUACCGAAACUAGGUUGACAAUAUACAUGCUGUCUAUAGGAACCACAGAUGAUUGACAUAUCCCAGAGGGAAAAGGUUAGAUUACUUAGUCUAUACUGGGUACAAUCUGUUUUCAAGAAUGAUGAAUUGACCCAAUUGUAAUAACAAUUGAUAGCAUUGGAAUGCACUGAUUUGAUUACAAAUAUUGAGAGUUUCAUCAGUGUGUAUCAUGCAUGCCAAUUGACCUUUAA
Messenger RNA from Vitis riparia (riverbank grape), 2179 nucleotides. RefSeq names its product protein BONZAI 3-like. The record is from RefSeq and is a predicted model, not a curated record. Gene Ontology annotation, biological process: cellular response to calcium ion. Gene Ontology annotation, cellular component: plasma membrane. Lineage: Eukaryota; Viridiplantae; Streptophyta; Magnoliopsida; Vitales; Vitaceae. Gene Ontology annotation, molecular function: calcium-dependent phospholipid binding.